UGGUUUAUUCUAAUACCGAAACGUCCAACCCGGAAAAAAAAAAAAAAAAAGGCAAGUCUUCUGUAACCCGAUCACACAAACAAAUAGAGGAUAGUGUGAGGGCGUCGUGCACGCCGGUUCAUCUGUAAAAGUGUAGUCUGUAAAAGUUGUUUAAAAGUUCCUCUGAGGAUGAUUGUCGCCGCCGAGGCAGGCUCUGCGCUCUCCACUUGGUUUCGGGGCGCUGGCUGUGGCGCACUCUGACUCUCCACAGCGGAUCUGGAGAGUAGUGUGUAAUUUUCGGCUGUGGUGGAGGGCCUCAGCUCAGCCUCGGGCUUUCAGCUUUUGCAGCUCAGCCUCAAUCACGUCACAUGAAAAACUGCUGAGUGCGAUGAUUAUGUGAUAGUGGCAGCGAUGCCGUAUCUGGACCGCUUGAACCGUGUGUGCGGCUUCCUGGACAUCGAGGAGAAGGAGAACAGCUGCCGCUUCCAGAGGCGAUAUUUCAUCCUCGACACGCAGGGGAAUGUCCUGCAAUGGUACAUGGACAAUCCACAGAACCUGGCCAGCGGAGCCAGCUUUGUUGGCAGCCUGAGAUUAACCUACAUCUCUAAGGUGAGUGAAGCCACCGCAAAGCAAAAGCCGAAGACCGAAUUCUGCUUCGUCAUCAAUGCAGUUUCACGGCGGUACUUCCUUCAAGCCAAUGAUGCAGUCGACAUGAGGGACUGGGUGGAUGCUCUCAACAAGGCCAGCAAGAUCACCGUUCCUAAAUCCUGCCCUGCGCCUCCCAAAUCUGAUGCUAGCGCCGUGAUCAGCGACUCACAGGUGGGGAGGAAACAGCAGGCCUAUAAGACGGAGAUCAUUGGAGGCGUGGUGGUCCACACGCCAAUCCAGAAUGAAACCGAAGAGACGGAGGGGAAGGAGAAGAAGGGAAACAGGCCUGGUGUGCUGAGAUGUGGUUUCUGUGUCAAACAAGGAAAUGUGAGGAAGAGCUGGAAGAGGCGUUUUUUCACCCUGGAUGACAACGCAGUCAGCUACUACAAGUCUGACACGGACAAAGAGCCUCUCCGCGGUAUUCCACUCAGAGACAUUCAGAAGGUCCACGAAUGUCUCGUCAAGUCGGGGGACCUUUUGUUAAGAGACAAUCUAUUUGAGAUCAUCACCCACUCCCGAACUUUCUACAUCCAGACAGACACCCCAGAGGAGAUGCAUGGUUGGAUCAGGGAUAUCGACAUGAAAAUUCGGGAAUUCAGAGGACAUCCACGGGGACAUCAGUUUAAGCGAAUGUCGUCUCUCCAUCAAAAGCACAAUCCCAGCGGUGCCUCUCGUCACCAGAGUAACGAGGCGCGGCCCCAGCUGGUCAAGUCCUGCUCUGUGGCUCCAGGCUGGCAGCCCUGGACCCCCGUUCCUCCGGGCGAGCCGUCCAUCAUGGACAUGGAGGACGAAGACAGCCCGUUCAGUCCUGUCCCCACUCUGCCUUCUCUCUCCUCCUCGUCCACUUCCUCGUCCACCUCGUCCUCUUCCAACUCCCUGUCCACCCCAACCCCGUGCCCCAGUGCGUCCCAGGUGCCGUCGACCAGCGGGCUGGGGAUGCUCACGGCGUCGGCAGACGCUGCUAGCGGCCGGCGACGGCACCGCUCGCAGCCUCAGCCUCACUCCUCCUUCCCCUUCAGCCUGGAUGACGACGGCAUCCGCACAACAGACGUGUAACGCUGAGCGGUCUGUGCAGACUCUGGUGUGGACUAACAUGUUGGUACCUUCUUUAAGUGAUGAAUGUGACUGAUAAUGGUAGUAUUCCCUGCUAAUGAAGAGACAAUGCGUCUACGGCAGCGGUGCCCAAAGUCGGUCCUGGAGGGCCGGCAUCCUGCAUGUUUCAGGUCUCUCCCUGGUUUAACGCACCUGGAUCC
Molecule: messenger RNA, 1880 nt
Organism: Poecilia latipinna (sailfin molly)
Lineage: Eukaryota; Metazoa; Chordata; Actinopteri; Cyprinodontiformes; Poeciliidae
Gene: plekha2
Product: pleckstrin homology domain containing A2
Exons: 13
Coding region: 391-1683 (430 amino acids)
Source: RefSeq, a predicted model, not a curated record